AUGGGGAUGACUCAAAGACCCAUUUCUGCAACCUGGUAAGCUGAGGGUGCUUUUGGACAAACAACAUCAUGGGUCAGGUAGUGUAGGAAGCUUGUAUGGUUAUACAGGUAUCUUAUAUAUAUAUAAAAAGUAUCAAAUUUCCUUAAAGAAAUACAAAUUAUUUUUUAAAUUGUCUUCUAUGCCAUUCCCUCUCAGUCUGCCCAUGACUUCUUUAGCAAAUAUGCUACUGAUUGGACAAUGCAUGAAACUCAGGGCUCUUUUAAGUUAUUUUAUAAAGACACAUAUCUCUAAAUGUGUUUUUAGUCAGAAAACUGCUGUGUGCUGAGGUUCAAGCCUUGCAGCCAAUCUCACAUUUUAAUUCCCAAAGGACAUUACAGAAAUAUCCCUUUGCAGAUGGUGGGUCAGUGAUGAGGCUUGCCUGACUUCCUGCAGAACCAAGUCCCAUAAGUGGAUAGACCUAUAUAUUUAAAUUUUAUGAUACGCUGGCCAUGCUGGGCAGCUUCCAACACAUAUAAAAACAUAAUAAAAUGUCAAGAAUUAAAAACUUCCCUAUACAGGGCUGCCUUCAUAUGUCUUCUAAGAAUUUGUAGUUAUUUAUCUCCUUGUGUAGUUAUUUAUCCCCUUGGCAUUUAUGCCCCUUGGUAUCUGAAGAGAGGGUCUUCCACAGAGAGGGGGCCACUACAGAGAAGGCCCUCUGCCUGGUUCCCUGUAACUUCACUUCUUGCAGUGAGGGAACUGCCAGAAGACCCUUGGAGGAGGACGUCAAUGUGUCCAGGCUGAAUGAUGGGGCUGGAGAUGCUCCUUCAGGUAUACAGGGUCAAUGCCGUUUGGGCUUCAAAGGUCAGCACCAACACUUUGAAUUAUGCUCGGAAACAUACUGGGAGCCUAUGUACUAUAAAUCCUUUAGGGCCAGUGUUAUAUGGUCAUGGCUUUCAGUGCUUAGUAAAGUCCCUUCUGGUGGUGUGCCCAUCCCAGCUGUGUAACUCUGCCCCAGCUCCUGCCAACCUAGCAGUUUGAAAGCACACCAGUGCAAGUAGAUAAAUAGGUACCGCUGCGGUGGGAAGGUAAAUGGCGUUUCCAUGCGCUCUGGUUUCCGUCACGGAGUCCUGUUGCACCAGAAGCGAUUUAGUCAUGCUGGCCACAUGCUGGCCACCGGAAAGCUGUCUGUGGAAAAGCGCCAGCUCCCUGGGCCUGAAAGCGAGAUGAACGCUGCAACCCCAUAGUCGCCUUUGACUGGACUUAACCCUCCAGGGGUCCUUUACCUUUUACCUAUUUCAUGACUGAGAGAACUGCAAUGAUGACCCACUGAGCGUUGUUACUGACAUUCAAUGCACAGCUCCCCUGCUAGCGUAUCGUCAGAAGGGAAGUAUAUUCACGACAGCACAGAAACGGCUGCUGCUUAGCUAAGCGCAGUGUCUUCUGGCAAAGCGUGUUCUCCUUCAUGGAGAGCACGUGUUGCGGUGGAGGCAGACAAGAUACUCCAAAGUUGUGGGGCGGGCUAAUUGAUCAUUGGCCACUGUUGUGAUUGGGCUUCCCUUGUUGUUGGGAUGAAGUUAAUGUUGCCAUUAUGUGAUUGACAGCCAGAAAUGUUAAAACUCCCUGCACGAAGCGUAGAGCUUCGUCUUUUCACUCCGUGCAUUGGAUUGCCCGUCCCCCCCCCCCAUAUUUAAGGUUGUUCACAUUGACCUUGCUAUGCCUGUCAUGGGGUCGUCUGCUCUUGGGGCAGGGGCCUGGUAGGAAUUUUGUCCAUCUGGCUGAUUGGCUGGGGCCAUUUGGUUAUCGCCUACUGCGUAGCAAAUUGUCACAACUUGUAAGGCUGCGGUUAGGCAUCGGUUUAUGGUUUGGUUGGUAGAGGGGCAUGGAUUGGCUGUGCCUGCCCCUCAAACUCUGCUGCUGCAGGGUAUUCCUUUAAAGGAAUACAGGGGCUCAACAUUGCUUUUGUCCGAACCCUGUCAAGGGGCUAGGGCCACACAAGAGCGCCUGGUUGCAUUUGGGGAGGGCUGAGGGCAGGUUCCCUGCUCCGUCGCUAUCCCAAGUGUAUUCCCCUUUUCUGACUUUCGCAGGCUUGCAAAAUGUCAGCCUGUCCCCACUGGGGUCAGAUAGUCGCAAUCAAUGCCUAAGCAACCACUCACAUUUUUUGUAUUUUAAUAAAGUUGUGGCCAAAAUUAUGCCAAAAACCUUAAACAAAAAUUCUGUGGGGGGGCCACUAGGGGGCGCAUUGGAAGAUGGCCGACAAUACCAUCUCUCCGACCCACACGGGGUAAUUAAGAGGCUGUUAUGGGAGUAGGCAGCCUCCCUUGUGCCCCAAGGAAAUGGGGAACACUGCCCUUGCCUGCUGUGCCCAUAAAUCACCCCCUAAUUUGAAAGAAGGGGUGAGGGCCCUAGGCAAAAUGCCCCCCGUGUGGACAUCGGCUCUCCUGGACGCUGUCUCUGAUCACGCACUAGUUGCAGCAAUUUGGAAUAAUUAAUUACAAAAGAAGCAAAUGCACAUAUUUCAAGUGAAGAAGGGGAGUGAAGUCUGCUAAUUUAAGUGACCUCUGCGAAAGAAGACAACGGGCUGGAGAAACAGGAAUAUUUUACGAUGAAGAUACACCAAAGGCGGGGUAUGUUGACAACGGGGCUGAAUGGGGGGGAAACCUUUUUUACUUUCCUUCCAUGUGAUUUACAAGAACCCCUCCUCAUUAGAACCAUUGGUUGAACUGACCCAAGCAGGAUGAUUAAGGUCUGUGUGGAGAUAAACUUUAACCAAAAGUAUGCUUUAUGGAGACCGAGAAGCAAUAAGAGCUUUUGGGAAUGGCGCAGCAAUUAAUUCGGAGUCGCCAUCUUGCCAAAGGAUUUAUAGCUGGGAGGCAGAACGGAUUUGUUUUCAGACUGCAUUCCUAGUGAAUCUCCUCAGAGGUUUUGAGAAAGGAGGCAGAUUGGUGAAGAUUAAUGACGCUAAGACUGUUUUGAUGUAUGGAAGUGAUGUUAUAUGGAAAACGUCUGGAUAUGGCUACUGGACAAAAAAAAUAAUAUCCACGCAGGAUUACAAACUGUUCUAACCAGCUUGCGGAGACUAUCAGAGGUCACAAAGAGAAAGGAAAAAUAUAUGAAAAUAACAACAAGAGAUGUGGAAAAAUAAUAAGAAAGGACUGGAUAGUACUGUGAACAUCAUAAGGUUAGAUUUGUGGACAUUAAAACAGCAGUAAGAAGCAAGAAGUUGAUUGGAUCCCUUUGGAACUUGAAAUAUGGGUACCUCCAACAAAAUUUUAAAAUUCGGCUGUGUAAUUUGGAAUUUAUGUAAUUUGGUUUGAUUUGAUGCGAUUGGUCGGUUAAUAAAAAAAUAUUCUUAAAAAAAAACCAACAAAAAUUCUGUGUGAUGUGUGAGUUAUUUGGGGUGUCUUGGGGACCUCGACACGAAAAUGGCUUCCAAGUCUGGCUGAGUUUUGCACCGGAAAACUACUGUGCUCCUUCCAGCCAGCCCAUUCAUGCAGAGGGGGGCGGAAGGAGGAAAACAAGCUGCGUUCUGCAAAGAUCCCACAGUGACUUCUGUGGUACUCUAGGUCUUGGGGGUGGGAUGUCAGUCAGCUUCAUUAUCAGAUUGUUGUCAUGUGGCCUGCUUUUCCACAAAUGCGAAGGUAGCGCAGAAUGUCAUGCCCAGUUAGGGUCAUGAGAGGACACCCCUUAUCUGUACCCCCAGCUGCGUCGGCACUGGCUUCCUAUAUAGUCUUCUGAGAGGAAUUUGAGUGGCUGGGUUUCACAGGCUCUUUCGAGGGAUGAGUAAAGGCAUCUCCAGCUGUAUCUCUGCUGUCAGUGCCUUGUCGGUCUUGCAGCGGCCGUGGGGAAAACCUGCCCUCCCCCUGGAAGUCUGCUACUGAGCACUGGGCCUAGAGAACGAAAAUGAAGCAGCGAAGAUACUGUAAAUGGCUCCUGGCUCUCUCUCUCUCUCUCUCUCUCUCUCUCUCUCUCUCUCUGUGUGUGUGUAUUCCUUUUCCAUUAAGUGGGAACGUACAAGGAUGAAAUACUGCUGCAUAGAGGAACCAUGCGAUCCUCAGACUAAACACAGUGGUCUGUCUCUCUUAAUGGAUUUGCCGGCUUUGUUUAAAGAACUUGAAAGCUCAUUUGUUGCUGUAACCUAACCCCUCCACUUUUCAUUUCCCUCUCUAAGUUUGGCAGAGGGAACUGGGUCCUCGAGGCUCUCCUCAAUGCUGGAGAGAACAACCCAUAGCCCUGCUAUGGGCAGGUUGUGGUGUAAGUGGUUCAGAGCGGUGGACUUGUAAUCUGGUGAACUGGGUUCGCUUCCCCACUCCUUCACAUGCAGCUGCUGGGUGACCUUGGGCUAGUCACACUUCUCUGAAGUCUCUCAGCCACACUCACCUCACGGAGUGUUUGUUGUGGGAGAGGAAGGGAAAGGAGAAUGUUAGCCGCUUUGAGACUCCUUCGGGUAGUGAUAAAGCGGGAUAUCAAAUCCAAACUCCUCCUCUUCUUCUUCUUCUUCUUCUUCUUCUUCUUCUUCUUCUCCUGUCCCCAGGACCUUCUCUGACACAGGUCUUAGCCAACUUUGCCUCCAUAGCAGAUUGGAGAUCCAGUGUUAGCACAAGGAAACAAGGAUCCAAAGGGCCAGAGGCAGAUGGCAGGGUCCAAGGCAGUCCUUCCAUACCAAGUUGGCAAGGUAAAGAAAGCAGAUCCAUCUUUGUAGCUCCUUAUUGGGACUUUUUGCUCACAUUGAACAGCUGAAUGGACUUAUAAGGGCUUAUAAGACCUUAUAAGACCUAGACAGCAUCAUAAAAAGCAGAGACAUCACUUUGCCAACAAAGGUCUGUAGAGUUAAAGCUAUGGUUUUCCCAGUAGUGAUGUAUGAAAGUGAGAGCUGGACCAUAAAGAAGGCUGAUCGUGGAAGAAUUGAUGCUUUUGAAUUAUGGUGCUGGAGGAAACUCCCAUGGACUGCAAGAAGAUCAAACCUAUCCAUUCUGAAGGAAAUCAGCCCUGAGUGCUCACUGGAAGGACAGAUCCUGAAGCUGAGGCUCCAAUACUUUGGCCACCUCUUGAGAAGAGAAGACUCCCUGGAAAAGACCCUGAUGGUGGGAAAGAUUGAGGGCACAAGGAGAAGGGGACGACAGAGGACGAGAUGGUUGGACAGUGUUCUUGAAGCUACCACCAUGAGUUUGACCAAACUGCAGGAGGCAGUGGAAGACAGGAGUGCCUGGUGUGCUCUGGUCCAUGGGGUCACGAAGAGUUGGACACCACUAAACAACAACAAAGACAUUGUGUGUCUAAUUGACUUGUGGAAGCAGUUCUGCCUGUACUUUUGAGGGAGUGUCGGCUAACUUGAUUGACAAAUUAAGAAAAUUUAUCCUAUACCCACUGAAUCCUUUUGCAUCACCGGGCGAUUUAAGAACGACUGAAAACAAAAUAAAACAGUCUAAGAGAUUCUUGUACCAUGGAAGGAGUGGCUUCUAUAACAAUUGGAGGAAAUGUGCUCUGACAAAAUAAUUCUGGAGAUCAAUCAAGACUCAAAUGUCAUAUUGCGGUGUUAUGUACCAUUCAACCCAGUGUGCCCCCUCCCCCCGUUAAACUAGGUGAGAUAAUUUCUGGACUCGUUGAGUUUCAGUAGAAGACAUGUGGCAUUUAAAUGUCUCUUCAUUUCUGCAUGGCGGCUUAAAAUAAUAUUUGAGUAGGCUGAAAGCCUAGGGAGAAAUGAGUAGCUUAGACUGUUAGUCUUCAUUGAGGCUUGGUAUUUGUCUAUUUUGUUUGCCAACAGGUAUUCUGAUAUUGCUUAUUCUGUUAAAAGGGAUUUUCUUUUGUGCAUUGAACCCUCCUCCCUCCUUCCACCUCCAGUAAUAUAUAUAUAUAUAUAUAUAUAUAUAAAUCUUUUUAUUGAGUUUUUCACAAACAGAAAUAAAACAAUCUUUUACAGUCAUCCUUUUAUGUCAUCUUAUUUACACUGCGUAUAUUCACGCCCAGACUUCCUUCCUUCCCUGCUUCGGUUUUCUCAAUAUAUAUCUUCUCUUGUAGAUUCUUAUUCACUCUCUAUACACAUCACAGGAUUUAUGUUAACCCUGCUAUAGUUUUUAAACUUCUACAGUUAAUUCUUAUGUAUGUAACAAAUUUACCCCACUCUUCUUCAAACUUUGUCCCUUUUUGGUCUCGAAUUUUAUAAGUCAUUUUAGCUAAUUCUGUAUACUCCAAAAAAAUUUUUUGUGUAUAUAUAUAUAUAUAUAUAUAUAUAUAUAUAUAUAUAUAUAUAUAUAUAUAUAUAUAUGAUGAUGAUGAUGAUGAUAGAUGAAAUGCCUACUUUUGGGUCGUGCUCGAGUGGAUUCAUUCCAGACACCUUGAGACGGAUCUGACCAAUAAUCCCGCUUUUCUAGAAUCAUGAGAAAUUGGUUGGUUCAAAAGGAGAGUUAUCUCUCUUUAGGCUUCUAUUUCACUCGGGUGACCUGAUGCACUGUAGAUUACCUGCUUCUGAACAGCUCCAGCAGACUGUAAUUUUGGCAAGUGCUCUUGGGCAUCUCAGUUUUCACAGAACACAGGCCCCCUUUCGAGAAAUAGCUGCCCUUCAAGUGACUGCAGUUUGGCCUCAUUUGGUUAGGGGGUAAAAAAAAGAAAAGAAAAGAGCCACAUGUUCACUUCUCCGGAGUGAGUGGUAAAGAUAUUCCAGAGGCAGCUGUUACAGGCAUAGUUCUUGGGGGAAGGAAAAAAAAUAAUAUUGGCGACAGAUGAUCUUUUUUUCUCAAAGAAGUGCACUACAUUUAUAAAUAUAGAAAUUUAGAAAUUGAGCAUGAGGAAGCAGGCAAGCGCUGCUAAUCUGUAAAGUAGCAUUAAUGCCUGCCAGACUAAAUGUCCCACUUUUCCUUAAGAUGUCCCUGUUUUCAUCAGAGAAAUGUUGGAGCCUACGGAGUUAUGCAAGCCAAGGAGAUAAGUAACUACACAGCCUUUAGAAGACAUCUGAAGGCAGUAUAGGGAAGUUUUUUAAUGUUUGAUGUACAGUGGUACCUCAGGUUAAGUACUUAAUUUGUUCUGGAGGUCCGUACUUAACCUGAAACUGUUCUUAACCUGAAGCACCACUUUAGCUAAUGGGGGCCUCCUGCUGCUGCCGCGCCGCCGUAGCACGAUUUCUGUUCUCCUCCUGAAGCAAAGUUCUUAACCUGAAGCACUAUUUCUGGGUUAGCGGAGUCUGUAACCUGAAGCGUAUGUAACCUGAAGUGUAUGUAACCCGAGGUACCACUGUAUUAUUAUUAUUAUUAUUAUUAGUAUUAGUAUUAGUUGGAAGCCUCCCAGAGUGGCUGGGGCAACCCAGUCAGAUGGGUGGGGUAAUAAUAAUAAUAAUAAUAAUAAUAAUAAUAAUAAUAGAAUAGAAUAGGAUGUCCCUAUUUUCUUCAAAGAAAUGUUGGAGGCUAUAAUCCUGUAUAAUAUAUAUAUAACAUGUUAAAAGUACCGUAUUUUUUGCUCUAUAAGACUCACUUUUUCCCUACUAAAAAGUAAGGGGAAAUGUGUGUGCGUCUUAUGGAGCGAAUGCAGGCUGCGCAGCUAUCACAGAAGCCAGAACAGCAAGAGGGAUUGCUGCUUUCGCUGCGCAGCGAUUCCUCUUGCUGUUCUGGCUUCUGAGAUUCAGAUUUUUUUUUUCUUGUUUUCCUCCUCCAAAAACUAGGUGCGUCUUGUGGUCUGGUGCGUCUUAUAGAGCGAAAAAUACGGUAUCUUUAGAGCACAAAGAAUCCUGGAAACUGUAGUUUGUUCAGAGUGCUGGGAAUUUUAGCUCUGUGAAGGGUGAGCUACAGUUACCAGGAUUAUUUUUUGGGGGGGGUCUGGGGGUUCUUGAAACGUUUGGUGUGUAUACAGAGGUCCAUUGAGCAUCUGAACUGGGCCUAAGUAAGUUCUUUUCGCCCCCAAAAGCCACUGGUUUUCUUUACAGCCAUGCUUGUGACCAAAACAUUCAGAAUUCAGCACUAGGUCUGUUUGCAAUUUCAUUUCAAGCCAAAAUGGCAGGCUUUGAGGCAGAGGUGGAGCGAACAAUGGAGGAGGAAAUUGGGAAGAAACGCAGAAAAAUAUGAAAAGGCAGAAGAAUAAAUACAUUUAAGAUCUCUGUGCCCAAAGAAGCGAAAAGUUUUCCACACACAUUUUCGCGAAAUAACGUAGGAUCUGGCUUUGCAGGCUUACAGCUGGCCUGUAUUUAAACGAUUAAGGGAAAAGCCGCUGAUUAACCUCUCUUGGCUCAGAAGCUGACAUACAAGCAUAUUUGUUACUUGUUUGAAAAUGAUCUAAAGUCCUGGCUCCGUGCAGAAGAAGCGCUACGGGGUGUGAGGCUAAGUUGGGGUCAUGUGGAGUUACUGUUCCUCUUAGCACCGUAAGCAAAAACCGUGGCUGUGCAUUCAUCAGCGGAGAACACUACUUGAGAGGGUUAGUCCAGGGGAAACCAGCCAAUCUCUUAAUGGAGUUGUGAGGGAAAGAAAAGGAGAUACACUUUUUAUGUAGAUAUUGAUUUGCUAAAAGCAAGAGAUACCCAGGUCCCUCCUCUGAAUGCAUAAAAACCACCUAUAUUUCCAGACCCUCCAAGGAUCCCUGUUUUCCAGAGACAGUCCCGGAUUUACAAAAGCCAUCCAGGUCUCUUGAUUUGAUCCCAGAAUGUCCUGCUUAUCCUUAGGACAUCCCUAUUUUCAUUGGAAACGUUGGAGGUUAUGAAGUUAUGCGACCCCUGAGCCAAGGAGAUAAGUAACUACAGUGGUACCUCGGGUUAAGUACUUAAUUCGUUCCAGAGGUCCGUUCUUAACCUGAAACUGUUGUUAACCUGAAGCACCACUUUAGCUAAUGGGGCCUCCCGCUGCCGCUGCACCGCUGGAGCACGAUUUCUGUUCUCAUCCUGAAGCAAAGUUCUUAACCUGAAGCACUAUUUCUGGGUUAGCAGAGUCUGUAACCUGAAGCGUACGUAACCUGAGGUACCACUGUAUACAGCCUUUAGAAGACAUCCCCUGCAAAGGGGAAGUUUUUGAUGUUUAAUGUUUAUGGUGUUUUUGUAUCUUUUGGAAGCCACACAACAACAACAACAAUUUCCCAACAAGUUGUUGUUGUUGUUGUUUAGGAUACCCCUAUAUUCACUUCAGGGAUGCGGGUGGCGCUGUGGGUUAAAGUACAGAGCCUAGGACUUGCUGAUCAGAAGGUCGGCGGUUCGAAUCCCCGCGAUGGGGUGAGCUCCCGUUGUUCGGUCCCAGCUCCUGCCAACCUAGCAGUUCAAAAGCACCUCAAAGUGCAAGUAGAUAAAUAGGUACCACUCCAGCGGGAAGGUAAACGGCAUUUCCGUGCGCUGCUCUGGUUCGCCAGAAGCGGCUUAGUUAUGCUGGCCACAUGACCCGGAAGCUGUACGCCGGCUCCCUCGGCCAAUAAAGCGAGAUGAGCGCCACAACCCCAGAGUUGGCCACGACUGGACCUAAUGGUUAGGGGUCCCUUUACCUUUUUAUAUUCACUUCAUUAUUAUUUAAGAUGCCCCUCUUUCUCCCCCUCUCAGUGGGAGAAGGAUCCCAGUCCCUAUACAGUGGUACCUUGGUUGUCGAAUGGCUUGGCUCCUGAACAAAUCAGCUCCCGAAUGCCGCAAACCCGGGCGUCUAAGUGUUCCAGUUUGCGAACGUUUUUCGGAAGCUGAAUGUCCGCCGCUGCUUCCGAUUGAGGGCAGGAAGCUCCUGCAGGCAAUUGGAAGCUGUGCCUUGGUUUUCAAACCGUUUCGGGAGUUGAACGGACUCCCGGAAUGGAUUAAGUUAGACAACCAAGGUCCCACUGUAUCGUUCUCCCGGUGGCUGGGUAUCACAUGAGAGGCACCCCAGUUUUUGAACGGCAAACAGCUGAAAGGGAGAGAAUUGGACACCUUCUUCUCCUUGCUGUUGUGUCAGUCAAAUUUGCAGCUUCCUUGCAAAUUCAGGGGUGGGGGGAAGCUGUGAAGAGGCUGAUAAUGUAGCUCCUUGUAGCUCCUCUAGCCCGGCUCCUAGUUCCUGUUAUAGUUAUAGUUGUACUUAUUGUUAUUUCCUCAGGAGGUUAAUAAAGGAACAACUCCCCCUGGCCUAAAAAGGUGAUGAUGCACACGGAGCCAAAUGAUUUGCUGCCUGUCUGAAAUGCAGCAGCUGUCCAAAGCUGAUCGACUCAUCCUUCUCCAGCAGGUGCAGUCGCAGCUGGUAGAAAUGGCAAGAUAUUCUUGGGUAAGGAAGCUCAGACACUUUGGAAUAAGCUGUUCUUUCUUCCUCUGUGGGAUAUGCAGUGAUCCAAGAAUUUGUGCCUAUUGAACAAUUCUGUUCAAAAUGAUGUAGCAUCAGGGAGGACUCCCCCCCCCCAUCAAAUACACUUUGGAAGCAGUUGGAAAGGACCUUUUGAAAACGAGCUAGCAAGGCUUUUUCUUGCUCUUUUGAACAGUUCAUUGCUAUGCAUAUUUAUUUGGACAAUAAACCCUCUGUGGGUAUGUACUAGCAAAUUAUUUAUUUAUUUAUUUAUUUAUUUAUUUAUUUAUUUAUUCCCCGCCCAUCUGGCUGAGUCUCCCCAGCCACUCUGGGCGGCUUCCAAUCAAGUAUUAAAACAUGCAGAGGGUUAAAGCUUUAAAUGCACUGUGUUUUCCACUUCCAGGAAAAGAAUUCCCAGCAGUUUGGAAACUUUCCAGCUCGACUCUCACCUGAGUAUUUCAGACAGCUGUAGUAGGGAUCCCCCAAUUCUCUGGGAAGAUAAUUCACUGUUUCUUGACUUUUAAAAACCAUUCCCCUUCUUCGCCCAAUCCCAGCCCCCAAACACAACCCCUUUCCCCUGUUAUUCCCCCAAAGCCCAGCCGUAGCCAUCUGUUUGGCAAAUGAAUGCACCUGAAAGGAUAUUACAUAAGCACCUAGUUUGUUGCUAAUCCUAGAUUUUAAAUUUCUUUUACAAGUGCCUUAAAAUUACAAAUUGUGUUUAAAUAGGAUUAGACCGGGGAGGGGUGGCUGGGUAAAUGAAGGAAUACAGUUCUUUCCAAACACACUGUCAUUGUAUAUUCAUGAAUGUAGCCCAAGUCAUUGCAUUUUUUAAACUUUUAAGUCCGGUUGAUUCAAUAUCUUGGUGGAGGAGUUACCGCAAGAGAUGGACAUUCAGGGAGUGCAACCCUGAAUCUCUCCUUCUUGGUGUUGCAUACCAUCAACCAUGGUAUCCUUCUGGACCAUCUCACAGGAGCAUAAGAAGAUACUUUGACAGAUUUUGUCAUUCCUGGGAGGCAGGUCCCAGAUAGUGGUUCUCCUCCAGGGCGAUCGACUUAUGAGGUGCUGCAGGGUUCCAUAUUGUCCCCGUAUGCUUUUCAGUCACUCUGCUGUCCAGAGGUUUGGGCAUCAGUAGACUGAUGGCACUCAUCUCUCUAUCUCCCCUUUUCGCCAGAGCCUAAGGAUGCAUUAA
This is a messenger RNA of Podarcis lilfordi (Lilford's wall lizard), 11361 nucleotides long. Lineage: Eukaryota; Metazoa; Chordata; Lepidosauria; Squamata; Lacertidae. The record is from the annotation of a GenBank genome assembly.